UGCCUGCUCGUUGAGUGAGUGAUCUAAAUUUAGUCUUCGGUAUGAUGUGUCGUGCGUCACCUUGACCAGCGUACAACUAAAACAUCACCACACCAAUUGGUCAAUAAUUUAAUCUGUAGGGAGCAAAGUUCGUCAGGGUUACACCCCAAUAGUAAGCUUUGAUCCAGUCACAACCUGAAUGCUAGUAUAGUGAUUUUUAGAUACGACAUCGAAUCACGAACACAACAAUGGUGACACAGACUGAGCAGUGCGUUGAAGCAGAUGAUAUCCAUAGUAAACAUCCAGCAAAACAGAAAAGUCGGUUUUCUCGAUUUUGGAGAUCGUUCUCAGGAAAGAAGUCUUACUCCGAAAUUGGCACCAAUAACGACUCUGCAGGAAACCCGACGGGCGAUCCGGAAGCAGAUGGCAGUGCGGUAGGGCAAAUAUUUUUUGUUGAAACCGAUUUUACACCACAAGUCAAGAAGGAGGGAUUUCUAAGACGAAGUUUCAGAAAAAGUCGGCACAAGAAGAGGGAGCCGAAAGACCCGUUCCCUGACUUUAGUUCAUUCCGAGCUGAAAAUGUUCCAACGACAGAAAAGACGACAGUCAGUGGCAGCACGGUUAGUAGUAACAACGACCGUGUGUCAACAACUGAUAUUGACCCCAAGAAUGCAAGUAAACUAAACAUUCAUAUCUGUACCGUGAAUGCUGACGAAGAAUGUAUUGAACGGACAUCUGAUAGCGUCUCGAAAGAACACUUCGACAGUUUUUCCAACAAUGAAGUUAACAAAAAUGGUGACAUGGCCCCGUUACAACUCGCAUUACAAAUGCAUUCAGAAAUAAGUGAGGACAUUUCACAAUCCGUUGAAAGUAGCUACAAAUUUGAAAGAAGUGUAAGCUUCAAAAAUAGGGAUUAUCUGGAAACCUCAACCACACCGAUAUACAACACCAAUGCCUUGUCAAAACUAGCCCGUAAGGUGUCUUUCCAAAAAGGGGUCGUGAUUGGGUACACUGACUUAAACGUCCCGGAUCCUGUUGAGGUCGGCGAGAACUAUACACCGUAUCCAGACAUUUCUUCUCGCGUUACGCAUCAAGAAGUUGACUCUUUCGGUACAGCUAACAACCAACCAUACACUGUUUACACACUUAGAAAUACCGGAGAUAAUAAAACUUCAAAACUCGGCGACGAAAUAAAGGCACCGUAUUUCAACAGCUUUGAUAAAGAAGAAAAUAUUGAAAAAUCCCAUAAAACUGUAACAAAAUUGAACCGAAAAGUGUCUUUCAAUUCGAGGUCUGCGAUUUCAUCGUAUUCUGACCUAGGCGUUGUUGAGGAAGAUGACGAAGUAUUUAUGUCAGACGGCAGUGUUCAGUUUUCUGACAACCCCCAACCAUCCAGCGGUUCAGAACCCGGAUCAGAACAAAAUAUAUCGGAUAUUUUGAAGGAACUUGAAAAGCAUAAAUAUGCAACCGGUUUUCAAAUAGGUGCGAAAACUGAAGGAUGGGAACGCUGGCAAACGAACAGGACCAAUAAUUUACAAACUUCCCAUCAUCCCGGAUUUCGGUGGAAUUUUGAGUCUAUCGAUAACGAAUCCGUCAUGUCGAUAGGUUCGUCUUCUAGCCCGUCAACCCCAUCCGUUUCGAAUCACGAGACACGUAUACCUCACAACAAAAAACAGAACCCGACAGAGGAUACUGAAAGUGACAGUGAAGAUUACUCAUCAAACCAGAAACGCAUUCACGACGCUAGAUUUUAUGACCAUUUUCAUCUAUCCAAAACAGUGCCGAUGCGCGACAAUGUUGACAUGGAAGACCCGUCUGGCGAAGGUGGCCAAUCAGACCCGUAUAAUACCGAUGUAGUUGAAAGGAAAACAUUAGGAGACUUGUGUUACAACAGCAACAUUGACCGUAGGUUACACGUGACCUCUGCCACCGAGAUGGACCCGUAUGAGGAGCCCACAUUCCACCGAUCAGCAACGGAGCGGUUAUCCCGGCGGAUCUCGCCAAAUAAAAAGGCAAUAGUCACCAAAUACGAAGAGCUUGGCAUCUCCACCGAUACGCUUGACAGCACAUGUACUUUGCCCAUGUCUGAAGUAAUGCACAGUGAGGCGAGACUUGGCGAAUUUGGAAGAGAAACACCUAAGCGAAAAUCUAAAAUAAAAAAGAUCUUCGGGAAAAAGAAUUCCAAGGGUAGCCCCCGUGGUGAAAGGUUCUGACGGCUUGGUGCUGUUCGGUAUUUGCCAUGUCAUAUCAUGACGUCAUUGUGUAAAGAACGUCCACGCUGCCAUGUUCAGUAAAUUUAGAUUGACAAUAGUGCAACACAUGAAUGUCUUGUCGACGUAACAAUGACGUAUUCUAACUUGCAGACAAGAAAACGUAUUGGAAGGCAUCUCCAGGCAGGAUGGUGGGCCGUCAUAAGGGCGCCAUUUACGGACUGGUCUCUGAAACGUAGCUAUGAACGCAACAAGCAGACGGCAACUUUCACAGAGUAUAGGAACUUUUAUAACUUUUACCCAAUAUGGGACACGUGACGGAAAAUGAGAAUCGUUUAAUAGGAUAUUUAGUGUGACUUAUCUGCAUUCAAUUGCUUCUGAGCACAGUAUACAUUUCGAUUUUAAACUGUACUUAAAUUGAACAAUCUCGAAAUUACUGACAACAUUCCACUAGGGGCAAACUCAAAUAAUAACAUAAAAAACGUCUGGUUUCACAGACUUUAUCAAUCAAUAACUUCAGACUUGUUAUAUACCGAGAAUACGUGUCCUAUUAUACGUUAGAAAUGUGACGUGGUCGUUCCCAUUCGAACGCUUUUAUUACCAGUGCUAGUCAAUGUUAUCUCCGUCAAGUAUACACAUCGUAAUUGUUACGUAUACGUUUGUUGAAAUUUGAAUUCCAUGCGCUCACGAAGUGAGUCGACAUCACGUGAUUUUAAAAGAAUCUUCAAGUGCCUUUACUAUCUGUCUGUGAUGGUAUUCUAAACUGCAUUUGGAAUAUUAUAUUUUAGACAUUACUAUCGUUUGUAACAAUAAUUUAAUUGUGUUUUUAAUAGUAAUGCUGAUGUAGUUUACACAUGUAAUAUCAUUUGAGGACGGGUCCCGGUAAACGAAUAAUAUCUUUGAUGUGUUUUAUCCCUGUACAUUUAUUUUUAUAAUAAACUAUUUACAUUAAGUAGUUUAUAUUUUCAGUAUAAACCAAUGGAAAAGUGUUGUUUCAAUUGUCUGUAUAAAUUUGUAUUUUUUGAGAUGAAAAUGUGUUGAAUACGAUAUCAAAAAAUCUGGUUCAAUACAAAAUUGUUCUCAUGUACUGUAGGAUGCGCAGUACCUAUGACACGGUGCUUCCAUACUUGCACGGAACAUGGUAUUAGCUUUGACUUUAGAGGGCGUCGUUCAAUUCAACCUCAACUUCAUUACAAUAAAGGAGUGACAUUCAGACAAUAAAUAUUUUAUGUGAUAACAUUCAAA
Messenger RNA from Saccoglossus kowalevskii, 3434 nucleotides. RefSeq lists its product as uncharacterized. The record is from RefSeq and is a predicted model, not a curated record. Lineage: Eukaryota; Metazoa; Hemichordata; Enteropneusta; Harrimaniidae.